UAAUAACCUACGCGAUAAAAGAGAACUCACAAAUUAGUGAGAGCAAAAAAACUACGGAAAGGACAGUCUUUAAAGAAAAACACAAUAAACAAUCAACGAAAAAGGGCAGUCUUGUUUGGACUGUGAUAUAUCAAUGUGUGCUUCUUGGUCCGCUCCUUAGUUUCCCAGAAAAAAACUUCAUGACGGUGAUGUUGGGACAUUGUUGUCCUCUUAACCCUCAUCUUCUUCCAUUGGUGAAGCUGCCUGCACUAGAAAACAUAUAUACUCAUUUUCACCAUUGACUUGAGUCCUGACUAAGUCUUUCUUUUAGUGUAUGAUAUUUGGGUUUGCUUAUUUAUUUAAAGUUUUAUCUUCAACAGCAUAGCCACCCGUUGGUUUCUUGAUUUUUCCUUGGGAGUUAAGAAAAGAUGGAGAGUUCUUUUGGGCUUUUGUUGGCACUGUUAACUUUGACCAUCAUUCAUAUUGUUCAAGCUCAAGACCCACAAGGGUUCAUCAGUUUGGAUUGCGGGCUACCCGCAAAUGAGACGUCUCCUUAUACAGAGACUCAAACUGGUCUGUUGUUCUCUUCGGACGCAACAUUCAUCCAGAGCGGAAAAACUGGUAGAGUCCAAGCAAAUCAAGAGAGUAAAUUCUUGAAGCCAUACAGAACGCUGAGAUAUUUCCCAGAGGGAGUACGGAAUUGCUACAAUCUGAGUGUGUUCAAGGAGCGUAAAUAUUUGAUCGCUGCUAGUUUUUUAUAUGGAAAUUACGAUGGUCAUAACAUAGCCCCUGUGUUUGAUCUUUAUCUUGGACCAAAUUUAUGGGCGAAAAUAGAUUUACAAGAUGUGAAUGGUACAGGGGAAGAGAUCUUACACAUCCCAACAUCGAACUCGUUGCAGAUAUGUCUUGUUCAGACUGGGGAAACUACACCGCUGAUAUCCUCUUUGGAAUUACGGCCAAUGAGAACUGGAAGCUAUACCACUGUGUCUGGUUCCCUGAAAACAUACAGGCGUUUAUAUUUUAAAAAGUCUGGAUCUAGGCUACGGUACAGUAAAGAUGUUUAUGAUCGCUCAUGGUUUCCGCGCUUCAUGGACGAAUGGACCCAGAUUUCCACUGCUCUCGGGGUGAUUAAUACCAACAUCUACCAACCACCGGAAGAUGCGCUGAAAAAUGCUGCCACGCCUACUGAUGCUAGUGCGCCACUGACAUUUAAAUGGAAUUCAGAAAAAUUGGAUGUCCAAUAUUACUUUUACGCACACUAUGCUGAGAUCCAAGACUUGCAGGCAAAUGAUACCAGAGAAUUCAACAUCUUAUUGAAUGGACAAAAUUUAUCUGUGACUGGCCCUGAAGUCCCAGAUAAGCUAAGUAUAAAGACCUUCCAAAGCUCGUCACCGAUAAGUUGCAAUGGAUGGGCAUGUAAUUUUCAGCUGAUAAGAACCAAAAGAUCAACUCUUCCACCUCUACUUAAUGCUUUGGAAGUCUACACAGUUAUUCAGUUUCCACGGUCCGAAACAGAUGAAAGCGACGUGGUUGCUAUGAAAAACAUCUCAGCCAGCUAUGGAUUGAGUAGAAUCAACUGGCAAGGCGAUCCAUGCUUCCCUCAGCAGCUUAGGUGGGACGCUUUAGACUGCACCAACAGAAAUAUCUCCCAACCACCAAGAAUCACUUCUUUAAACUUGUCUUCAAGUCGUUUAAAUGGAACCAUAGCAGCUGCCAUUCAAAGUAUUACACAACUUGAAACACUGGACUUGUCGUAUAAUAACUUAACUGGAGAGGUGCCAGAGUUUCUUGGCAAAAUGAAAUCGUUGUCGGUCAUAAACUUAAGCGGGAACAAUCUUAAUGGUUCAAUUCCGCAAGCUCUUCGAAAGAAAAGACUAAAACUAUACCUUGAAGGAAACCCAAGGCUUAUAAAACCACCUAAGAAGGAAUUUCCUGUGGCAAUUGUUACAUUAGUUGUUUUUGUCACAGUCAUUGUGGUUCUUUUUCUUGUUUUCAGAAAGAAAAUGUCCACGAUUGUAAAAGGUCUACGCCUGCCACCAAGGACAUCAAUGGUGGAUGUUACAUUUUCUAAUAAAAAAAGCAAAAGGUUCACAUAUUCAGAGGUCGUCCAAGUGACAAAGAACUUCCAAAGAGUUUUAGGUAAAGGAGGGUUCGGCAUGGUCUAUCACGGUACUGUAAAGGGUUCUGAACAGGUGGCCGUUAAGGUUCUCUCUCAAUCGUCAACUCAAGGCUCUAAGGAGUUCAAAGCAGAGGUUGAUCUCCUUCUGAGAGUGCACCAUACAAAUUUGGUGAGCCUGGUUGGGUAUUGCUGUGAAGGAGAUUACUUGGCCCUCGUCUAUGAGUUUCUUCCCAAUGGAGACUUAAAACAACAUUUGUCAGGAAAAGGAGGUAAUUCCAUCAUCAACUGGAGUAUUCGACUGCGAAUAGCUUUGGAAGCAGCACUAGGUUUGGAGUACUUGCAUAUUGGAUGCACACCACCGAUGGUUCAUAGAGAUGUCAAAACUGCCAACAUAUUGCUCGACGAGAAUUUUAAGGCCAAACUCGCUGAUUUUGGUCUUUCAAGAUCUUUCCAAGGUGAAGGCGAAUCUCAGGAAUCGACAACAAUUGCUGGUACUCUUGGAUACCUUGAUCCCGAAUGUUACCAUUCAGGUCGAUUGGGUGAGAAGAGUGAUGUCUACAGUUUCGGGAUCGUGUUAUUGGAGAUGAUCACAAACCAACCAGUGAUCAAUCAAACCUCGGGAGAUUCUCACAUAACACAAUGGGUUGGCUUUCAGAUGAACCGAGGUGAUAUUCUUGAGAUUAUGGAUCCAAACCUUCGCAAGGAUUAUAACAUUAAUUCUGCCUGGAGAGCUUUGGAACUGGCAAUGUCAUGCGCGUAUCCUUCUUCCUCAAAACGACCAUCCAUGUCUCAGGUUAUACACGAGCUGAAAGAGUGUAUUGCGUGUGAAAACACAGGGAUAAGUAAGAAUCGAAGCUUGGAAUAUCAAGAAAUGAACGUUAGCUUGGACACUACGGCGGUUCCCAUGGCAAGAUAGUUCUGAAUGUUUUCUACUAAUAAGGAAUCAAUACUCAACUAGUUACACAUUUAGCAAGAUUUGUAAACUUGUUAAAGUAAUGAUUGAAGUGUGUAAUUGUGUAUACGUCUUGUAGAUAAACUCGAAGUCGACAAAUUUCCUUCUGCGUUCAUUGAUUAUUAAUAUAUUCAGAUCAAUAUUCUCUGCUC
Messenger RNA from Arabidopsis thaliana (thale cress), 3202 nucleotides. Its product is annotated as Leucine-rich repeat protein kinase family protein. Gene Ontology annotation, cellular component: plasma membrane. The coding region runs from base 408 to 3014 and encodes 868 amino acids. The record is from RefSeq and is marked reviewed. The transcript is spliced from 13 exons. NCBI's taxonomy places the organism in Eukaryota, Viridiplantae, Streptophyta, Magnoliopsida, Brassicales, Brassicaceae. Gene Ontology annotation, molecular function: protein kinase activity; transmembrane receptor protein tyrosine kinase activity; ATP binding.